Messenger RNA from Periophthalmus magnuspinnatus, 3613 nucleotides. RefSeq names its product drebrin 1 (gene dbn1). The transcript is spliced from 14 exons. The coding region runs from base 102 to 1787 and encodes 561 amino acids. NCBI's taxonomy places the organism in Eukaryota, Metazoa, Chordata, Actinopteri, Gobiiformes, Gobiidae. The record is from RefSeq and is a predicted model, not a curated record. Gene Ontology annotation, molecular function: actin filament binding. Gene Ontology annotation, cellular component: lamellipodium; dendrite; postsynaptic membrane. Gene Ontology annotation, biological process: neuron projection morphogenesis; positive regulation of dendritic spine morphogenesis; regulation of actin filament polymerization.
UGCUCCGCUCCUGGACCUGCCUCCCUCCCCGUUCGUCCGUCCCGGUGCCAGCCUGGGUCGCACUCCGCUCGGAUACCUACUGCCGGAUUCUCGCUGGAGCUAUGGCCGUCAACCUGAGCAAAAACCGCCUGGCGCUGCUCACCGCGUACCAGGACGUGAUCGACGAGGGCUCCAACACCGACUGGGCGUUGUACACAUACGAAGAGGAGACCAAUGACUUGACACUCGCUGCCUCAGGAGAAGGAGGUCUGGCUGAGAUCACUCUGACGUUUGACAACAGUUUGGUCAUGUACGGAUUCUGCAGCAUCAAGGAGCCGUCUGCAGCUCUGCCCCGGUACAUCCUCAUCAACUGGGUGGGAGAUGAUGUCCCGGAUGCACGGAAAUGUGCCUGUGCCAGCCACGUGGCCACCAUCGCAGACUUCUUCCAGGUCGAAAACGGUGUAGAGGUGAUCGUGAAUGCCAGCAGCCUGGAGGACAUAGAGCCAUCUGCGAUUGGACAGAGACUGACCAAUGGGACGACAGCAGUGGCCAGUCCAGUCCUUAGCCGCCUUAAAACCAGGGAGGACGAGCACCCAGAUGUGGGAACAGUUUAUGAGAAAACCAACGCAGAGAUGGAGAUGAAGAAGAUCAAUAGAGAGGAAUUCUGGGAAAAGGCUAAGAGGGAAGAGGAGCUGAGAAAGGAGGAGGAACGUAAGAAGGCAGCCGAGGAGCGACGGAAAUUUGAGGAAGAACGGAUGGAACUGGAACGACUGGAGCAGGAGAACCGCGAGAAGAGAUACAGAGAGAGAGAGAGGGAGAUCGAGGAGCACAGGAAGAAACUACAGGAAGAGGAAGAGGCCAAAGAACGACAGAUGAACCAGCCCCCUGUGGCGUCAGAUCCAAACAUUGAAGACUUGAGUUUGGACAAAAGGGAAUCAGAGGUUGAGGAGGCGAAGGCGAUCAUAGCUCAGCGCUCAGGAAACCCUCGGGAGUUUUUCAAACAGAAAGAACGCGCCAUGACCAUCUGCGUGGACACAUCUCCUGUAUCUGUGCACCGGCCCGAUGAAACUGAAAACAAUGAUGAUGAUGAUGAUGAUGAUGAUGAAGGCACAAAGCGCAGCAUGUCCACCGUGUCUCCAGGUCCCAAAAUGUUCAGCACAGCCACAAAAGAGGACAGCACCGACCUGUGGGAUCCGUUCCCCAAACAUGAGUCGACGCCCCCUGUGCAGGACACCGCCCCUCCCUCCAAACCAGUGCAGAGCGUGGCCCCUCAGCCCCAGAACUCCUUCUCUGUGUGGGACAGUGGAACUGACAGCCUGGUGGAGCUCUGGGACACCAAGCAAAACGAACCUAAGUCUGAGCCCGGCUCCCAGUCCCACCAGGCCGCGUCUCACUGCCCCUCCCUGGUGGAGCUGACGGGCGACUGCAGUGCCACCUCCCAGGCCAUAGGCGGCAGACCUCAGCCGCUGCUUAGCUUCGACGACGUCAUGGAUGGAACGUUCUGCUCCGUGAACGAACAGGAAGACCCGCCCAUGACCCUGAGCUACCAGCAUGCACUGCAGCAUGCAACCAAUCAGGAGCCGGAGCUGGAUGACGGACCGCUGCUCAUGACCAAUGGGAAUGGGGACUCGCUGCUAAAGGAGGGAACUCAGGCCAGCGAAGGAUACUUUAGCCAGUCACAGGAAGAGGAAUUUGGCCAAUCAGAUGAGACCUCCGCUAAAGCCACACCCAUCUUUUAUAACAAGCCUCCAGAGAUUGACAUCACAUGUUGGGACACAGAUCCGGUGGUGGACGAUGAAGACGACUAACAGCCAAUCAGAGCCAACCAGGAAGAGGAAGUGCGCUUCACCAGAUAAUUUUUUAAAAAACAAAAGAAACAAAAAAAGUAAUAAUUAUAAUAAUAUUAAUAAUGAGUCUUGCAUCAGAACUACUUGUGUAUAAUCUUUUAGAGGAAGUGAACCUGUAGCCUUCAGAAUAAAAGCCUUGCGUUGAAGACUUUGGACGGCUUACUUUGGGUUCCGAUCUUAUUUAUUGUUUCUUGUUUUAUUUUGAAAGUGUUCAGCCUCGGUUCCACUUAGAGAUUAAAUUUGGUGGGGUUUUUAAAUGGUUUUUGCAGGACAUGUAGCUUCAAAAUUAAAGCAAUAGUCAACUAGAAAUGAACUUGAAAGUACCAAAUAUACAUGCUUAUAUUUUAGCAAUGUAAAGCUACAUUUUGUGCUCACCCAGAUACACUCGAAAUCGCCAUUAGAUCACGCCUUCAAAAUAAGAUGUGUUUGAUGUGUUUGAUAAAAGGGCAUUUGAUUUUUACUGUCUUAAAACAAUAACAGAACCUGCUCAUUUUAAACUUUUUUCAGUGAUCCAAAGUUAUUCCUUUCUUUAUGCAUUUUGAGCAUCCUAAUUAUUCACCACGAUGGGUUUAUAAGUGCUAUUCACUGUCACGGUAAAGCAACAACUAGUAUGCAAAAAAAAAAAAAAAAAUUCUGAGUACAGGGCCUUUAAUAGUUGCUGAAAUAAGUAAAUAAGUCAAGGGGAAAGAAUCCUGAAAAUAUCUGAAUAAAAUACAAUUAGAUGCAAAUACUAUGCUGAACUAUCAAGUAUACUACAUACGAAAGUAUUUUUCCCCCCAUCACACUGCAAUUUGGGAACUGCCGCUUUAGACCGAUGCAAUAAUCCUUUUGAUAUCUCGCACAGGGCCACCAAAGGAAAUCUUAGUUUUUUCAUGCCAGAUGCCCUUCCUGCCAAUGCAUUAAUCCAGGCUUGGGAAAGAGCAAAAAACAGCCUUCUAUUCUCCAUUUAACUCUAUAGAAAAACAUACUUAUUUCCACUUUUUAAUUUUAAUAUCAUGUUACCAUACACAUAAAUGAAUUGCAUUUUGAAGAGAGUUUGUUGUGCCAUAUUUGAUUUCUUGGUGGAAUCGAUCGUCCGCUCGGAUUCGUGUUUUUUUGUAAAUGUUUCUGGUCUGUUUUUACGUAGCGCACCGCUGCUUUAGAUUCAAUGACGCCAGUGUUAGCUUCAUGCUGACGCUAUGCUAGUCUUAGUGCUUUGAAAUAACCACAUUAUUACAUUAACUCUGCCAUACCCACUCCUCUCUACCUCCUCCUCUCUCUCUCCCUCUCUCUCUUUUUCCUUUCCCUCUCUUUCUUCUCUCUUCUUUCUCACCCAUUUUGUCACUCUCUUCCCUCUCCUUUCAAUCUCCACCUCUUCCUUCUUUUGUUUUCUUUCCGCCUCUCUUGCUGACCCCGGCUCUCCUCUCCAUCUCUCCCCUUCACUCUCCCUCUCCUCUUUCUCUUGCAUUUCCCAUCCUCUCUCCCUUCUCUCAUCCCUCUCUCUUGCCCCCUUCUCUUAUCUCCCACUUUCUCUUCUCUCUCCCUUCUCUCCUAUCCCUUUCUCAUCCUUUUUCCUCUCCCUUUCUUACCCUCUCUCUCCCCUUUCUCUCUCUUUCGUACCCCAUCUAUUCUUUUCUCUCUCUUUCUCUCUAAAGCCACAUGAUCUUGUAUUUAGUCUCUCCUUCUGCUUGGUUUCAUUUAUAUCUGAGAAAAGCAGGCUUGUUCCCACACAGAUACGCCUCUGACUUUUUGCAUUCCUUUUGUACAUUUUUGACUGAAUUCAAGAUUAAAACGGCUUAUAAACCUCA